UGGAAAAAGAAAGAUGUCUACUGCAUUGCACGAAAACAGUUCUACCGGUAAAACACCAGAGUUCUAAACGCUGCCAUCCUACUAUACAGACUGGUACGGUUCUGUCUUGACCUCUGCGACUGGGAUUUGCCCUUGAACUAUCGCGUCUUGUCCUUAAAGAAGCUCCAAACCUUAAGAAGCAAGCAUGACCGCCCCCCUUGGUAGCGCUAGGAUGUUUUAUUCCGUGGACGAAUUUCCAGAACCGGUCCCGACUACAAUCAAAGGAUCUAUCCCGCCCUGGCUGGCCGGAUCCCUGAUGCGGACCGGGCCGGGAAAGUUCGAGGUGGGGAAAGAAGCGUACCGGUACUGGUUCGACGGGCUGGCGAUCGUGCACAAGUUCAACAUCAAGGACGGCAAGGUGACGUACCAAAGCCGCUUCCUGGAGACCGAGGCCUACCGGGAGGCGAUGAAAGCCCAGCGGAUCGUCCUGUCGGAGUACGGCACCAUGGCCUACCCCGACCCGUGCAAGAACAUAUUCGCGCGCUUCUUCUCUUACUUCUUCCCGCCAGACAUGAGCGAUAACGACCUGGUGAACACGUUUCCGAUGUCGGACGAGUUUUUCUGCGUGAAUGAGACCUACAGAUGGACCAAGCUCGAUCCCAGGACACUCGACACUCUAGGACAGAUCGACUUGACCAAAUACAUCGCAGUGAACGCGCUGACGGCACACCCCCACCACGAGCCGGAUGGUACAGUCUACAACAUGGGCUCGUCCUACAGCUACAGGGAGGGGUGUCAGUACAACAUCGUCAGGUUCGACCCUGUGGACAGAAAAAAGUGCGGUCCCGAGGCUACAGUCCUGGAGAACGCAUCUAUCGUCUGCAGCAUUCCCGCCAGUUUCAGCCUGAGCGCCUCCUACUACCACAGCUUCGGCAUGACGCAGAACUACUUCGUCUUCAUAGAACAGCCGCUCUACAUGAACAUACCCAAGAUCCUAUUGGCCAGAAUCCAGGACGUGGGCGUGACGGAGUGUUUUGAUUGGCACACGGAGAUUCCGUGUCGGUUCGUGGUGGUGCGGCGCGAGGACGGGGAAAUCGUCUCAACAAAAUACCUAGCCGACUCGUUCUUCAGUUUCCACCACAUCAACACGUACGAGGAGGACGGCCAUCUUGUCCUUGACCUCUGCUGCUUCGAGGACGCGCGGAUCGUCAAGCUGCUGUACCUGUCGCACCUGCGCAGACCGGACGACGAGAAGUCCUUCCCAGAGCCGCAGUGUCGACGGUACUGUCUGCCCUUACACCUGGGACAGGACGAAGAAGUGAACAACAACGUGGUAAGACUGUCCUACACCACGGCCACAGCCUGCCUACAGCCGGACGGGAGUCUGCACUGCCAGCCAGAGCACAUGUCUAGCAUGGAAAGGGGUUUUGAAUUUCCGACCAUCAACUACACGAAGUAUAACGGGAAGCCGUACAGGUACUUCUACGGGACUGGUCUGGCCGGGGCUUUUACAGACUCCUUGUUUAAGAUGGAUGUUAAGACGAAGAAACUGUGGACGUGGCGGGAGAAGCACUGUUACGGCUCCGAGCUCAUCUUCGUGCCGGAUCCGAACGGCGUGGAGGAGGACGACGGCGUGCUCCUUGCGACCGUGGUGGACGUGAAGGACGAGGCAGGCGCGUUCCUGCUGGUCCUGGACGGGAGGACUUUCACGGAGCUGGGCCGGGCUGUCCUGCCGGCACCCGUCGGGGUGGGGUACGGCCUGCACGGCUGCUACGUACCGGAGGCCCAACCUGGCGAAAUUUUCAAGAAACUAUGAUAUGUUGGUGACGUUACCUAGAGGUUUUGAGGUGCACCUUUCAGGCUAAAGAUGCUUGGAGUAACG
Molecule: messenger RNA, 1861 nt
Organism: Branchiostoma belcheri (Belcher's lancelet)
Lineage: Eukaryota; Metazoa; Chordata; Leptocardii; Amphioxiformes; Branchiostomatidae
Product: beta,beta-carotene 9',10'-oxygenase-like
Exons: 11
Coding region: 185-1795 (536 amino acids)
Biological process (GO): carotene catabolic process; retinal metabolic process
Molecular function (GO): carotenoid dioxygenase activity; beta-carotene 15,15'-dioxygenase activity
Source: RefSeq, a predicted model, not a curated record